Messenger RNA from Colletotrichum truncatum, 603 nucleotides. RefSeq names its product v-atpase proteolipid subunit. Gene Ontology annotation, molecular function: proton-transporting ATPase activity, rotational mechanism. Gene Ontology annotation, cellular component: membrane; proton-transporting V-type ATPase, V0 domain. Lineage: Eukaryota; Fungi; Ascomycota; Sordariomycetes; Glomerellales; Glomerellaceae. Gene Ontology annotation, biological process: proton transmembrane transport. The record is from RefSeq and is a predicted model, not a curated record.
AUGAGUCUCACGUAUGGCCUGGGAGGCAUUGGUGGCGCCCUUACCGUGGUGGGAGCUUACAUGCUCUUUACCGGUUCAGGCGAGGCUUUCAAUGUCGGCGAGUUCCUCGAGUCCAUCUCUCCUUACGCAUGGGCGGAUAUGGGUAUUGGUCUAUGCAUCGGUCUCUCCGUUGUAGGCGCGGCAUGGGGUAUCUUCAUCACGGGCUCUUCCAUUCUCGGCGCAGGCGUCAAGGCGCCGCGCGUGCGAACCAAGAAUCUGAUUUCCAUCAUCUUCUGCGAGGUUGUCGCCAUCUACGGCGUCAUCAUGGCUAUCGUUUUCUCUGCUCAGCUUGAGGCGACCGAUAUCAAGGGUCUACACGACGCCAACAGCUAUUACACUGGAUACGCCCUCUUCUGGUCUGGUAUCACCGUCGGAAUGUGCAACCUGAUUUGCGGUGUCGCUGUCGGCAUUAACGGCAGUGGAGCUGCGCUGGCCGAUGCCGCUGACCCCACGCUCUUUGUCAAGAUUCUUGUCGUUGAGAUUUUCAGCUCUGUCCUUGGCCUUUUCGGUCUCAUUGUCGGUCUCCUGGUGGCUGGCAAGACAAAUGGCUUCAAGACGGAGUAG